Messenger RNA from Gossypium raimondii (Peruvian cotton), 1464 nucleotides. RefSeq lists its product as uncharacterized. NCBI's taxonomy places the organism in Eukaryota, Viridiplantae, Streptophyta, Magnoliopsida, Malvales, Malvaceae. The transcript is spliced from 4 exons. Bases 242 to 1168 code for a protein of 308 amino acids. The record is from RefSeq and is a predicted model, not a curated record.
CUUUUUACCCCAUUUUGGCUCCUUUUUAUUUAAAAACCCUGACUCGUUAACCCUAACUCACUCAUUCCCAAUCCUCUCCUUCUCAACUCCUAUAAGUGGGACUAAUUUGCCCAUUUUUUUUUAAGUAAAGAGGACAAAAGAUAAUCUGACUCUUAGUAUAGUGGUCUCUCCAUGGUGUAUUUAUCACAACUCAUAAGAAGUGGGUGGCACAUAUAGGAAAAAGCAGCUAUCCUCCUUCACAAUGAGCAAUUGCUACAUGACUAGAUUUCGUGCUGUUCAUCAUAAAGCUAUGGUUCCUUGGUCCAUGGACAGGUGGAGAAAGGGAUGUCAAAGAACCCUUUCCACCAGCUCUACGCAUUUCUCUCGAAACACUUCACUUACUGUUCGUGCCCCAACAUCGAUUGUGCUGGCUGUCAACCUUACCCCAUUUGAUGCACCUCAACGCUCAGAUGAAUGGUUUGCCCUUCGUAGGAACAAGCUAACCACAAGUACCUUUACUACAGCUUUGGGUUUUUGGAAAGGAAAGCGCCGCUCUAAACUCUGGCACGAAAAAGUUUUCGCAGCUGAAACACAGGUUCUGAAAUCUUCUAUUAGGUGUGCUAUGGAAUGGGGUGUGCUCAAUGAAGUAACUGCUAUUGAGAGGUACAAAAGGAUCACAGGUCGUGAGGUUAGCUCUUUAGGAUUCGCUAUCCAUUCAAAAGAGAAGUUUGAUUGGCUUGGUGCAUCACCGGAUGGUCUUGGUUGCUUUCCUGGAGGUGGUAUCUUGGAAGUGAAGUGUCCUUACAACAAAGGUAAACCCCAGACUGCUCUACCGUGGUCAACCAUGCCAUUCUAUUAUAUGCCUCAGGUUCAGGGUCAAAUGGAGAUAAUGGAUCGAGAAUGGGUUGAUUUGUAUUGUUGGACACCAAAUAGAAGCACGAUAUUCCGCGUGUGUAGAGAACGUAGUUAUUGGGAUCUUAUGCACGGGAUUUUGCAGGAAUUUUGGUGGGGAAACGUAAUGCCUGCUAAGGAGGCCUUAUCACUAGGCAAGGAAGAGGAUGCCAAGAGAUAUGAACCUUCAUCCAGACACAAGCAAACAGGGCUUGUAAUUUCUAAGAGCAUAAAGUUAGCUAGUAAAGCAAAGAUGAUAUGUAGGGAGAUUGCAGGUCGUAUUGAAUUUUAUAGAUGAUCUAGUGGAGGAUCGCGAACCGGUUGGGAUACCUUGGCUUUCAGUUCCUCCUUAGUCUUGCCUUCGACUUGCGGUUCAGUGACCACGAGGCGCUCUUCUUCAACAUGUUUUGCCACAAAAGUUUUCUCCUGACCAUCAACAUCAACCCCCUUCGAACUUGGAAACGGCUUUAGUUGCUUCCUAUAAUCCUUGUCCAUGGUAAAAGUACCAUAGAGGCUCCUGUACAAAGUGUGAGACUGCAAUUUGUAUUUUUUUACUAAAGAAAUGGGUAAAUUAGCCUCUGUAAAUUAGAUCAA